UGCGCAGAACUCCCUUCCGUCAAGCCCUUCGUCCACCACUACGAGGAGUGUGUCGAGAGAGUCACCAAGGAACAAGAAGAACCAGGCUACGAGGGAAACGCUGAAAAAAGCACACCCCACCAGUAAUAGAAAGUUUCAAGCAGAAGUCUCCGACCCUCGAUUGCUCAUUAAUCAACAACUUAACGAUCAUAAAAUCAUGUUAAUGAAACCAUUCCACCAUCUCCCCCUUCUUUAUUCUCCAUACCUCAUCCAUUAUAAAGAAUUUUACCCAAAAAAUCUCAAGGGAUCCUAUGUAUAUCUAUACAGUGUUUACUCUAUCAACUUAGAGACUUAUAGUUUUCUCUUCCUUCCUUUUUUUAUUUAUUAUUUCAAUUCUAUUUAUUACAACCAUAACUCCUCUCAUAUUUGCAUAAAGUUUGGUGUUAUCAUCAUCAUCAUCUCACCCACAGAAACGUAAAAAAGAGAUCCAAAACAAGAUUACGUAACCGCACUGCUUGCGCCGUAACCUAUUUUGUUGUU
Molecule: messenger RNA, 519 nt
Organism: Pichia membranifaciens NRRL Y-2026
Lineage: Eukaryota; Fungi; Ascomycota; Pichiomycetes; Pichiales; Pichiaceae
Exons: 2
Coding region: 197-457 (86 amino acids)
Source: RefSeq, a predicted model, not a curated record